Molecule: messenger RNA, 2772 nt
Organism: Scomber scombrus (Atlantic mackerel)
Lineage: Eukaryota; Metazoa; Chordata; Actinopteri; Scombriformes; Scombridae
Gene: foxo3a
Product: forkhead box O3A
Exons: 2
Coding region: 366-2243 (625 amino acids)
Biological process (GO): regulation of transcription by RNA polymerase II
Cellular component (GO): nucleus; mitochondrial matrix
Molecular function (GO): DNA-binding transcription factor activity, RNA polymerase II-specific; RNA polymerase II cis-regulatory region sequence-specific DNA binding
Source: RefSeq, a predicted model, not a curated record
AGGACCCGGGUGCUUGUACAGGAACGCCGUGCAGAUUCCUCCAGGACUCUCCGCUGACUCUCUUCCACAUUGCGCGAAAAAUUGCAAUGCAUGUUGGCCAGGGUGUGGGCUGUGCACGGGAAAAGGCAAUGUUUUGUUAAUGCUGGUCAGUCGGAUCGGCUCUGUGUGUGCUGCGGAUAGACUGCUCGGAAGGAGGAUAGACAGACAGACACGUGUUGGGACCGGGCUGCAGGCUGGACAAUUUGCAUACCGUGCAUAGUAAAUAAUCAGUCCCUGAAGCCUGCACACAACAUUGAUGGAAUGCGACCCGAGUGAUUUUAUUAAAAAACCCUUUGUGACACGACCGAGGUAUAAUUGCGAUUAACAUGGCUGAGGCGCUGAGCAAUGGCAACGAGUCUCUUCUAAACGUGGAGAUAGAUCCGGAUUUCGAGCCCCAGAAGAGGCCACGGUCCUGCACUUGGCCGCUGCCCCGACCGGAGUCUGGUGCAGGCAAGCCCGGGACAAAUGACACUGACGUAAUCCCCGAGGAAGAGGAUGAUGAGGGUGGCAGCACGGAGAGCGACGCCACGCAGAAAGGCAGCGGUGGUGUCAAAGCCCUGGGCAGGAGCUCCGCCUCGCAGCCUGUGGAGGUCCAGCGUGGACACAGCAAGGAGGAGGCCGCCGAUGGCUCGCCUUCCUCCUCGCAGACCCCCGCUGCGGCUGCGGGCGGCUCUGCCUCCCAGCAGCUGAGGAAGUCCUCCGCCCGCAGGAACGCCUGGGGCAACUACUCCUAUGCAGACCUCAUUACCCAAGCCAUCGAGAGCUCCCCCGAGAAAAGGCUGACCUUGUCCCAAAUCUAUGACUGGAUGGUGAGGUCUGUGCCAUAUUUCAAGGACAAAGGCGACAGCAACAGCUCUGCUGGCUGGAAGAAUUCCAUCCGACACAAUCUGUCCCUCCAUAGUCGUUUUGUGAAAGUCCAGAAUGAAGGAACUGGAAAAAGCUCCUGGUGGAUGGUUAACCCGGAGGGUGGAAAAGGAGGAAAAGCUCCACGACGACGAGCUGUAUCCAUGGAUAACAGCAAGUACAUCAAGGGAGCCAGAGGACGUGCCACCAAGAAGAAAGCCUCACUGCAGGCCGCCCAAGACGGUAGCUCAGAGAGCUCCUCAAGCCUCUCCAAAUGGACAGGGAGUCCAACUUCCCGCAGCAGUGAUGAGCUGGAUGCCUGGACAGACUUCCGCUCCCGGACCAAUUCCAACGCCAGCACACUGAGCGGUCGUCUGUCACCGAUUCUGGCCAACCUAGAGCUGGACGAGGUGCCUGACGAUGAUUCGCCCCUCUCACCGAUGCUGUACUCCAGCCCCAGCAGCAUGUCGCCGUCCACGGGGCCAACAGGGCUCUCUGACCUGGCAGGUACCAUGAACCUCAAUGACAGUCUCUCCGACAACCUGAUGGACGACCUUUUAGACAAUAUAAGCCUGACAGCAUCCCAGCAGCCUCCUCCUGGAGAGGAAGACAAUGGAGCCAAUGGUCAGGGGAGCUCGGUGUUUACCUUCAGCUGCUCAGGAAGCAGUCUGGGUAGCCCCUCUGGCAGCUACGGGCCUAACCCUCUUUUUAGCCCGCCGUCCAUCACAAGCCUUCGUCAGUCGCCCAUGCAGACCAUCCAGGAGAACAAGCAGACCACCUUCUCCUGUAUGUCGCACUUCAGCGACCACCAGACCCUGCAGGAUCUGCUCAGCCUGGACUCCCACAGCCCCAGCAACGUCUUGCUUACCCAGUCCGACCCGCUGAUGUCACAGGCCAGCACAGCCAUCACCCUGCAGAACUCCCGCCGUAAUGCCAUGCUGCUGCGCAAAGACCACCUGUUGGUGAACCACACCACCGCAGGUCAGGCCCAAAGCUCUUCAGUGCCUGGUUGGCAAGCUGGCUUGUCAACCUCAGACAACGGAGGCCUGGGGCUGAGCGAUGAGGCCGGCCACCCCAGCGUCAAACAGCCGCACCUGAAGUCUCCAAGCAAGAACGCCUCUAUGCAGCUCGGCUCUGGUUUGUCCGGCCAGGACCGCUUUCCCGCUGAUCUGGACCUCGAUGUGUUCAACGGCAGUCUCGAGUGUGACAUGGACUCCAUCAUUCGUAAUGAAUUGAUGGACGCAGAUUGCCUGGACCUCAGCUUCGACUCUCGCCUCACCGCUGCCCAGAACGCCAACAGGAAUUCAGGAAGCUUCUCCAGCUCGAAACAGACUUCCCCUCAGAGCUGGGUCCCGAGCUGAGAAGCUGUAAUAGUGCUCAGCAUGAUCGAAAAAAAAAAAAAAAAAGGUGGCGGGGGAUGUAAAUUGGGUUUCAUUGUCCUGCAUUGUGCAACUAGAGGGAAGAAAGUAUGUAAAAGUGUAUUCAUGUAGUAUUUUUUCCCAUUAUUUUUAAUGUGAGGGAUUAUGUUCGGUACUGUAUUUUAAGUGUCUGAGACACACAAGAGUGUCUUCACAGUGGAGGAAAAAAAAAUUCUUUAAAAAGAUCAAUGCCUGGACGGUGUGAGCAACAGUAUUGACUGGAAUGCAACUAUGGGACAUUUUGUUAAAGCUAUAUAAAAAAAACUAAAAAACAUCAACUCGUGUUAGUCUCAGGGAAUCACUCAUAUCACAAAGUGAUACAUGAAACUGAAGAUGAAUUAUGUUUUUCACCCUGCUUUCUCUCCUCUUUCACACCCUUUCAUACCUAAACCAACAUUUUUGCCAAACCAGCUGUCAGCCUGUCGGGGUUGACAGCCUGUUUACAGAACAAGCUGCAGAGAAUGUUACAUUA